AGGUACUGGCAAAGAGGAGGACGAAUAUGUGAAUCCAUGAUUUAAAAAAAAUCUGAAAAAGUUGAGCGCCCUUUCUUUACCACAACGGAAUUGGAAAUUAAUAUACUGAACUGAGAUUGAGAUUUGCAUUAGCGCGAAAGCGAAACAGAAGUGAAUGAUGGAAUGGGCAUCGAGUGCAUCAUUGCUGGACAAUUUGAAGAUCCACGAUAAUCCAUGGCUUCCCCCAAAAACCUGGGAAUCACUACCCUCCGAAAGCGGACUUCGUGCACGCUCCUCUUCUCCUUCUUCAAAUUCAUCAUCAAACCAAACUCUCUCCACUCUAUCAGAACAAAGUUUGGUGAGGCUAGCAACAAACGCUUUGCUAGGUAUAAAAUCAUCUCUCAUCACAAUCCAAACCCUAUCUCCCAUUCUUUCAUCUCAUCCUCCUCACACAACUUCCCUCCGUCUCUGGAAUCGAGCCUCCACCACUCACUCUCUGUCAAACAUACUUCAAUCCAUAGCUUCCACCGGCUCUCUCGUUUUCCUUCUCCGUCACUUUGUUGAUUACUUCACAAAUACCUUUAAUCAAGACCCUUCCGAUCCUCCCUAUACUCUUGUUAACCAAGCAUUUGCUGUGGCUGUGGGAAAGGUCUUGGAAGGAUACAUUUCUGGUCUUGAUACAGUCCAGGCAUCUGUAAUUUUCAGACGUUCUUCCAAACAUGUUGAUUUCUCUGGUUGUUUGAAGAGUGUUGCGCAUUCCGAAAUUACACUGCUGGAGUUGUUUCUGCAUACGAACGAACUUAGGGUUCGGAUUGAAGCACUUGCGAGCAUAUGUAACCUGCAAAAGUGGGGUCAUUGUGUUUCAGAUACUGAUUUUGAGGAUCUGGUUACUAAAGCUACUUCUGAAUUUUGUAACUUCUCCAGAGGGGGGGACUUGUUGACGUUUUUGUAUGCACAAUUACAGGUUGCGGAUUCUGCUCAUUGUGAUUUGCUCAAGUUUCUUUUUCUACAAUCGUGUGAACCAUAUUGUGGAUUCAUUAGAUCUUGGAUUUUCAAAGCGGAAAUCCAUGAUCCCUAUAAGGAGUUUAUUGUUGAAAAUAUAGACUGUUUUUCGUCUAAUUCUCAAGAUCAAGCUGGUAGUUCUGUUGAAUUCCCACACGUUCAAGCUGAUAAUUCUGUUGAGUUUCCAUCGGCGAGUAUCAGGUUGCGAGAUGGAGUUUCCGUUCCUGGAUUUCUCAAGGAGUUAUUGGUUCCACUUGUUAGAGCUGGUCAGCAGCUUCAAGUACUAUUGAAAUUGCUUGAACUGUGCAUUGACGUUGCUGCUGGAAAACAUAGUUGUGACGACUUUCUACCUUGCUGGAGUGGCUUCUCAAGCAAUAGUCUGCCUUAUUUUUCUCCACUGACUUUCAGCAAAGAUAUUAUAGGAAAUAUGGUGCUUGCAAGAGAAAGCUACUAUAAAAGGAUGAAUGAAAAAAUUGAAAGCCUUUUGAGCAGCUUAGAAGUUAGAUAUCAGCAGGUACCUAUGCCUACUCCAGUUCCUUCUUUUGAUAAUGGUGGGGGGACUUUAGACAAACUCAGCCAGCUCUUGUCAGAAGACGAACCUAUUGUCUGUCCAACAGCAGAUAAAAGUUCUUCAAAAAUGGGAUUUGAUAACUUGGACUCGGAUGUGUCAAGUACAGAAGACGAGUUCUCUUUGCUGGAAGAUAUGUACGAUUCAUCUGAAACUUCAUCCUUAAACAGCACUGAGGAGCAAUUGGAGUCUGAUCAGCUUAGUUGUUGGCCUUGCCCAAUAGCAGGGCAACAAAGUCAUCUAACUGCUUUAAAAUUCUUGAAGAUUAAUACCUUAAGUAGUUCAAUACAUAAUUCCCGUCAUCAUGAAAAAUCAGGCAGUGAUUCACAUGGAAUAUGUGAUAAAAUGGUUGCCGUCGAUCAUUUGGUGAAGUCCUCCAAUGAGGGAAUGAUAUCAAGUGUAUUUGAUACUCUAAAUCCUGAGAAUUCAAGGUGCUCAAGUAAAUUCAGUAUUCUACAGAGAGAUAGCUGCAUUGAUAGUUAUUCAUCAAUGGUUCACUUACUGAAAAAAUCAUUUGAUGAUGAUAGAAGUGUUGAGCAAAAGAUUACAGAAAAGGACUUGCAACCCCUGAAUUAUUCCCAGUUAUGUCAUAUUACCAUUGGUGAUAUUUUGAGCAGGGAGACCUUGAGUGAGGAUAAACCUGUCAAUGAUACACUAGCUUCAUGUUUGGGUGCUUUUCAACCACUAAAAGUUGGCCAUCAGGGCAAUCUUCCUAGCAUUAACCCCUUUAGUAUGAACCUAAUGUUGACUAGAAAUGUUUUGAUUCAACAGACAAGUAUGAAAGGGGAAAAAUGCAAAGUAGAUCAUGCACAAACUUUGCCGUACUUCAACUUUUCUACUGUAGAGGACCCUUGCAAGGUUUAUAUGGACAAGUUACCAACCAAUUCAAUCCGUAUAAACACAUCUUCGUAUCCUUUGGAUAGUUGUGCAUCUACUCAUGGUAAUCAGAAUAAUGAAUAUGAAGAAAUUGGCCACAGGAAUGAGGAUGGGUUGGUUGAUGUUCCCAAAUAUUGUUUUGAUGCUUCACUGGAUGUGGUAGACCAUAAGCAAUAUGUUUCAACAGAUGCAUCAGGUGGGAGCAGCUGGGAAAGUCUGCUGGGCAGUUUUAGGAAAACUGUUGAUUGUGACACUACUCAAAAGCAGAAUUUGCUGUCAACAUUUGAGCUGCCACUUGAUAUUAUAAUUGACAAGUGCUUAAUUCAGGAAAUCAUGAUUCAAUACAAUUAUGUCAGCAAAUUGAUCAUCAACGUGCUUGAGGAGGCAUUUAAGCUGCAAGAGCAUCUUUUAGCACUGCGGCGGUAUCAUUUUAUGGAAUUAGCAGAUUGGGCAGAUUUGUUUAUCUUGUCACUUUGGCGACAUAAGUGGUCUGUUACAGAAGCUAGUGAGAGACUUCCAGAAAUUCAAGACCUACUUGAAUUGUCAAUUCAGAAGUCUUCUUGUGAGCAAGACACCAAUAAGGCUAGGUUGUUUGUGUACAUGAAAGGACAUGGGAAAUUACCUCUUUCGGCAUCUGCUAUCGGGGUCCGUUCUUUCGAUUUCUUAGGACUGGGUUACCACGUGGAUUGGCCACUCUGUAUUAUUUUGACACCUGCGGCUUUAAAAAUAUAUGCUGAUAUAUUCAGCUUUUUGAUACAAGUGAAGCUUGCCUUAUUUUCAUUGACUGAUGUGUGGUGCUCCCUAAAGGAUAUGGCACAUACAACCAAUAAGGAUCUAAAUGCUGAAAUUCGCCAGCAUGGGGCAGGGCAUCUUAAUAUAUUAAUGAAGAUGAGGCACCAGAUCAGCCAUUUUGUAUCUACUUUGCAGCAAUAUGUGGAAUCACAAUUAUCACAUGUGUCAUGGUGCAGAUUUCUUCAUUCCCUUCGGCACAAGGUGAAAGAUAUGAUGGAUCUAGAGUCUGUGCACACGGAAUAUCUUGCUGAUUCAUUAAGAAUAUGUUUCCUGUCUGAUGAAACAAAGGCUGUGGGCAACAUUAUUGAGAGCAUUUUGCAAUGUGCACUCGAUUUCCGGUCUUGUAUUACAAUAGGUGCUUGGGAUAUUGGAAAUGAUCGAGGAGACUUAUUAGGAAAACUUUCCACAGUCAAUAUAUCCCAGGUCCUUUCUAUAAAGCAGAAGUUUGAUAGAAGUCUAAAUGAAUUGCACCUCUGCUAUGUCAAGGAACCUAAGCACGUGAAUUUUGGGCUUUCUCGUUUUUGGGAAUAUCUCAACUAUAAUGAAUAUUAUUCCGAUGUUAACAAUGGGAUGGGGUACUACGCCGCCUGAAUUUUUCCAGCUGCGACGAAGAAUGAAAGUUUGCUUUGAAAGGUCAACAUUGGUAUGUGGCUGGGGGUAUACGGUAUUCCCAUGUUUAUAUCUUUGAUGAAGAAAAUACAAAACGCAAAAAAAAAUUGAAAAAAAAAGCAUUGGAUCUGUGAAAGUAACAUUAUGUCCCAUGAAUUUGCCAACUUCAGGUUGAGAUUAUGUACAUAGAGAAUGUAUGGGUUAUUACUUUCUCAAUGACAACUUCCAAUUUAAUUUUGUAAAAAGAAAAGAAACGGAGAAAAAAUUGGUAUCAAAUGCAUCAUAUUCAGCUCGGUUCAUGGUUCACAAUUUUUGUUUCUCAUGGUAAGAUUUUCUCUUUUUCAUGACUUUAAGUUCCUUUUCAAAUAGUAUCCUCAUUCUCUUUAGUUCUUGAUCUUUUUUAUUGAAGGUUAUGUUUUAUGUUGUGUCAAAGUAUGUUCACUAGACCUAGCUCUUCCAUCAAAAUCAUCUUACCCAAUUGCUCUCAUAUCUUUAAGUAAGGUUAAGUAAAAACUAUUAUAUUUAUUUCUAAGACUUGAUUUUAGCAAUGCCUUUAUGCUUAAAAUUAGUUACCUCUUUUUUUAGCAAUGUUCUCAUUUGAGUAGCAUUUGAGCCACAUUUGUGAGGGAGAAAUCUUGAUAUAAGGGAAUAUGUUAUGCAAAAUAAGAUAAGGGUGAGGCGACUCUGCCUAAAAUCAUUUUGCUAUUUUUUCUAAGACAAAAAGUUGUCCAGUCUUGGUGUGAGUGACUUUUAAUAAGUUAAAUGUGUAAUUGGUAAAGUGAGCUUAAAAUGAGAAGUAGAAACGUUAUCAAGAUAUUGUGUAAUUUUUUUUAGCAAUAUAAGUGCAUACUUGUGAAUUGUUCUAUAACCAUAUUUUUGUCGAUAAAUUGUUCUACAAGAAGAUCAACUUUCAAUCAUCAUAAUUCACAACUUCACAUGCAAAAGUUAUAGGGUCAAUGCAACUUUGAAAUGCUAAAGAAAACAGAUCACCCACCUAUCUCCGGUUGAGAGUGUUUUUCUAUGCAAAAACAUCCUUUACUAUUUUAACAUCAAAUAUAUU
Molecule: messenger RNA, 4886 nt
Organism: Vicia villosa (hairy vetch)
Lineage: Eukaryota; Viridiplantae; Streptophyta; Magnoliopsida; Fabales; Fabaceae
Exons: 14
Coding region: 155-3808 (1217 amino acids)
Biological process (GO): microtubule nucleation; spindle assembly; mitotic cell cycle
Cellular component (GO): spindle pole; equatorial microtubule organizing center; gamma-tubulin complex
Molecular function (GO): gamma-tubulin binding; microtubule minus-end binding
Source: RefSeq, a predicted model, not a curated record